AUGGAGCACUACACACCUCGAGACCACCCCACAUCAAACGUGCUGGCGUGGACCACCACAAACUCCGCCAACGUAGAACCGUCGGUAGAGGAAGAGACCGGGGCAGAAACCGAUGAACCACCGGAACGGGUGGCGCCCAUAUCGCUUACCUCUCCUUUUUUCCAACGAACACCAAUCCGGCGCAGCAGCGAGCAACACGAGUCGCUCUUGACUAAGGCCUUGCAGAGCCAGUCAGAUGAUGACGACUCGGAAGUCCAUCCCCCCUCUCAUAGGCGGCGGUCCGUCACAAGCAAUACCAGCUUUGCCUCCACCGCCGAUUUCACCUGUGCCACGGGUAUCACCACCCCAGCCCGCACAAGCUCACCGAGCCCUCGUCUCCCCAAUGUUGGCUUCGCCCCCAUAACCGUCGUGGCGGCAAGGGACGCGUUGCAAAACAAGGGAUCUGAUGUGUCUGCGCUGGCGAAAAAGCGGUGCAUCUCGUUUGCUUGCGCGGCCAAGCCGAAACUCGAUGAGAAGAUGGCGAUGCUCCCCCCACCUAGGCCCGUCCGAGCCGAGGCGAACGCGGAAGGGGCGGCGAAGAAGAGAUCCAUCAAGUUUGCUUGCCCGCCGCAGCCGCAAAAGGCCAGGGAUGCGCAGCAGCUCGACAUGCGGCCGCGGACCCCCGUACCGCGAGGGAUCCCCAACACACCCAAGGACUCGCCAACUCUCGACAAAAAACGUUCUUCAUCCACGGUCCGCGCUGUUCGCUCUCCGACUUCCCGCAGGACACCGGGUAGCCCCGUCGCCUUUCGGAAGAAGGGGUGGAUCUCGGCGGGUGCCGGGGAAAUGGAAAGCGACUGCGUACGAUUUCACGAGUUUGCCAGCGGCGAGCCGCAGGAGGAUGAUUGGAUGCGGCGCGACCCCACUUCCCUGAAGCCUAAACUUACCAUUGACGACACGCUCGUGAAGGAGAAUGCCAUUCGGAAGUUGGGGAAGGAAGCAGAAGAGGAGGCGGAGUUGGAAGAAGAUGAGAUUGACGACGAGGAGGAUGAGGAAGUCGAUGAUGCAGACCUCAUCGAUGAUGAGGAUGAGGAUGACGAGGAUGGAUCUCGGGAUGAGGACGAUGAUGAGGAUGACGACCAAGACGAGGAUGAUGAGGAUGACGAGGACGAGGAAGGUCAAGACGAUGCUGAUACCGAACUCGCCUGGGCAUCCGAGGCUUCUGACGGGUACAAGACAGACAAUGAGACUGGGUUCGCCGAGUCCGAUGAUGAGGAUGACGACCUAGUGCUGUGGACCACCCGCAUUGGCCACUACGCGUCGCUAUCUGGUGCUCUUUCGGCAACCCGCCGGCUAUCGCAGGGCGAGAAAUCUGAUUCGUCCACGUCGUCCGGCCAAAAGUCGAGCCAGUCCCGCAGAAAGAAGCGCUCGAAGACACGGCCCGUUGCUUUCCGGUCGGUGACUCCGGAACUGCCUGACAGCACUGAUUUCGUCUGCGGCACCUUGGAUGAGGACAGACCAUUGGAGGAAGCGUACAUUUCGUGUGUCGAGGCACGCCGGCGAGGCCGGCAACAGGUGAUCCCUCAGGACAUCGAUCCCAGCUUUCCGACCUCGGAGCCCGAGGACGAGGGCGACGAGUUGCACAGGAAGGGAUACGGCGAGAGCGAGGACCAUCUUUGGUUGCAUGGCGAGCUGGAGGAUCUUGACCACGAACGCGACCGCAGGGGUCGCAAGAAGAAAGGGAGUGUGCCGUCUCCCAAGAGAUUCCGUUCGCCCCCGCCGAAGCGGCGGCCGUCGCCGGCGCCCAAGGCUCGCGGUCGAUCUCCUCGGAAGCUUUCUGACCAGCGGCCUCCCCGGCUACGAUCCCCUCCUCCGCUCGCGGCAUCCAAGACACCCGUCAUCUCCCCGCUACACGAGAACGAAGCUGUUGCUUUCAAGUCCUUGGCAUUCCAGCCUGGCGUGACGCACACCAAGUCGCUCCCCAGGCGGGCAUCGGGCUUGUUCCCUCAUCUCAAGGCCCGCAAGUCGAAGAGCGGUACGGCUCCGAAAGAUACGCAUGUCCGCGGCGCGAUCGACAUCGUUAAAGGCCUUGAGCAGAAGCGGUUGCGGCGGAAGGAGAAGUUUUGCCAAAAGUAUUACAACCGGGCACGGAAGGAAAAGGCGCAGACCAAGCGGCCGCCUCCUGGACAGGGCGCGUCGCGCAUGAGGGAACUGGGCCUGAUCAUGGCGGGUAAAAUUGGGCAAGGUAAUUAUGUACUUUCCAUCUGA
This is a messenger RNA of Chaetomium globosum CBS 148.51, 2247 nucleotides long. RefSeq lists its product as uncharacterized. The record is from RefSeq and is a predicted model, not a curated record. The transcript has a single exon. Lineage: Eukaryota; Fungi; Ascomycota; Sordariomycetes; Sordariales; Chaetomiaceae. Bases 1 to 2247 code for a protein of 748 amino acids.